UCAAUUCAUUUGUACGCAAUGGGGCUCCUCAGUCUUUCUCCCACUAACUAUGUUAUCCUCCUCAUCACUCUUUUCCUUGUCCUGGCCGAGUCAACCCGGCCUCCUUUCGCCUGCGACUCGGCCAACCCUUCAACCAAAUCGUUACCUUUCUGCCAAACGGACCUGCCCAUCAGCCGCAGGGUUCAGGACCUGGUCUCCCGCCUCACACUAGACGAGAAAAUAUCCCAACUCGUUAACUCGGCCCCUUCAAUUCCCCGACUUGGUAUCCCUGCUUACGAGUGGUGGUCCGAAGCCUUACAUGGGGUGGCCAACGCUGGCCCCGGCGUAAAGUUCGACGGACCCAUUCACUCUGCCACCAGCUUCCCUCAAGUCAUCCUCACCGCCGCCUCCUUUGACGCCAACCUUUGGUAUCGCAUCGGCCAGGUGAUUGGAACUGAAGCAAGAGCAGUGUACAAUGCUGGAGAAGCGAAAGGCAUGACAUUUUGGGCUCCAAACAUAAACAUAUAUAGAGACCCAAGGUGGGGAAGAGGGCAAGAGACGCCGGGAGAAGAUCCGCUGGUGACUGGAAAGUACGCAGUGUCGUAUGUGAGAGGUGUUCAAGGGGACUCAUUUGAAGGAGGAGGCAAGCUUAGUGGUGGCGGUCAUCUUCUAGCUUCGGCUUGUUGUAAGCAUUUUACUGCUUAUGAUUUGGACAACUGGAAGGGCAUUAAUCGGUUUGUUUUCGAUGCUCAUGUGACGCAGCAAGACCUAGCUGACACGUACCAGCCUCCGUUCCAAAGCUGCAUAGAGAAAGCAAAAGCAAGCGGCAUAAUGUGCGCUUACAACCGUGUCAAUGGGGUCCCAAACUGUGCUGAUUUCAACCUCUUAUCUAAGACUGCCCGAGCCCAGUGGGGAUUUCAUGGGUACAUUACGUCCGACUGCGACGCCGUUUCGAUCAUCUACGACGACCAAGGAUUCGCUAAGUCGCCCGAAGAUGCUGUCGUUGAUGUGCUUAAAGCCGGAAUGGACGUGAACUGCGGUUCCUACUUACAGAACCACACAAAAUCAGCUGUUCUGAAGAGAAAACUUCCCGUUUCCCAAGUAGACCGAGCUCUCCACAACCUAUUUGCCGUUAGAAUGAGGCUAGGCCUCUUCGAAGGUGACCCCACCAAAUGGCGUUACGGCAACAUUGGUCCUAACCAAGUCUGUUCCCAAGGCCAUCAAGCUCUUGCCCUUGAAGCCGCUCGAAAUGGCAUAGUUUUAUUGAAGAACUCCGCCAAGCUCCUCCCUCUUGCCAAGAAGUCAACAAACACCAUUUCCCUCACCGUCAUUGGCCCCAACGCCGAUUCCCCGAAAACGCUCCAAGGAAACUACUACGGUCCUCCAUGCAAAUCUAUUUCGCUGCUCCAAGCUCUUCGUGGCUACCUCAAGAAUACGGCUUAUCACCCAGGCUGCGCUGACGCCGUGAAUUGCACCUCUGUCGAUAUAAAUAAGGCGGUGGAGGUCGCGAAAGGAGCGGAUUAUGUGGUGUUGGUUGUUGGACUGGAUCAGUCACAAGAGAGAGAGGAUCAUGAUCGUGAGCACUUGGCGCUUCCAGGUAAACAAGAGGAGCUCAUCUCCACCGUGGCCAAAGCGGCCAAGAAACCGGUUGUCCUUGUUGUUCUUUCUGGUGGUCCGGUCGAUGUUUCUUUCGCCAACUAUGAUCGCCGCAUCGGAAGCAUCUUGUGGGCAGGGUAUCCGGGCGAAGCCGGAGGACUUGCUCUUGCCGAAAUCAUAUUUGGUGAUCACAACCCAGGAGGGAGAUUGCCAGUGACUUGGUAUCCACGAGAUUAUGUAAAAAUUCCAAUGACGGACAUGAGGAUGAGGGCUGCACCAUCUUCCGGUUAUCCGGGUCGAACUUACCGAUUCUACAAAGGCCCCAAAGUAUUUGAGUUCGGUUAUGGACUUAGUUACUCUACCUAUUCUUACAAAUUGUCGUCUUCCACUCAAAACAAGCUCUACUUGAAUUUGUCGUCCUCAUCCUCAUCCGGUCACGUAGCUGCUGCCGACUCUGUUCGCUACCACCAAGUUUCGGAGCUAAGCCAAGAAUUCUGCGAAAAAAAAUCAUUUUCAGUCUCGGUGGGAGUUGAAAAUCAAGGUGAAAUGGAGGGCAAGCAUUCGGUCUUGCUUUUCAUGAAGCGGGUAAAGAGCACAAAUGAAGGCAAUCCGUUGAAGCAGCUGGUAGGAUUUGAGAGUGUGAAGUUGAAAGCAGGGGAAACAGCUCAAGUUGAGUUCAGGUUGAGCCCUUGUGAGCACUUGAGCAGCGCCAAUGAGGAUGGUAUGAUGGUUUUGGAAGAAGGCUCUCGUGUGUUAUUUGUGGGAGAGGAGGAGUACCCUAUUCAUAUUAUAUUUUGAUUUUGAGGGGCUUGGUCUUUGAAUUUCAUACCCUGAUCUGAUGAAUGUAAUUUCAAGCAUACCUUAAUGAAAUAAAUACUUGGGUAUAAACAUGAGUAAUUUACUCAUAGAA
Molecule: messenger RNA, 2485 nt
Organism: Humulus lupulus (European hop)
Lineage: Eukaryota; Viridiplantae; Streptophyta; Magnoliopsida; Rosales; Cannabaceae
Product: probable beta-D-xylosidase 7
Exons: 6
Coding region: 19-2373 (784 amino acids)
Biological process (GO): xylan catabolic process; arabinan catabolic process
Cellular component (GO): plant-type cell wall
Molecular function (GO): xylan 1,4-beta-xylosidase activity; alpha-L-arabinofuranosidase activity
Source: RefSeq, a predicted model, not a curated record